Gadus chalcogrammus (walleye pollock) is the source of this 2416-nucleotide messenger RNA. Its product is annotated as carboxypeptidase N subunit 2. The transcript is spliced from 2 exons. Gene Ontology annotation, cellular component: plasma membrane. The record is from RefSeq and is a predicted model, not a curated record. Gene Ontology annotation, molecular function: protein binding. Lineage: Eukaryota; Metazoa; Chordata; Actinopteri; Gadiformes; Gadidae. The coding region runs from base 291 to 1886 and encodes 531 amino acids.
GCAUGAACAUAAAUGUCACUUUAAAAGACUUUGGGAAUUGAACAACCUCCUGUGAGUUAAACUCACUUUAGCAAGUCAAAGCGGCUCAAAUACUACAACCCGAUAACUAUUGCCAUGAAUAGUGAUUUAUUUAUUUUGGGAGGUUUUUAAGGAUUUUCUGGGGGUUGGCUGUUGAUAUCACAGCAGGACGUGGCAAAAGCUCUUUCCCAAUGCAGGUUUGUUGUUCAGGGGCUCAUUCAGCUCUAAGCCCACACUAGGCUGGUGGUCUGGAUCCCAGGAGCACAGUGAAGAUGAGCAGACACAUAGGCAUCGCACUGUGUCUGAUGCUGCUCUCCUCUCAGACGCCAACAGCCGGCGCAGAAGUCCCACGCCACUGUCCAAUCAACUGCCUGUGCUUCUCGGCCAAUCGGGUGCUCUGCUCCGACCCUCAGAUGUCUUCGCUACCCAGGAUCCUCUCAGGGGAGGUCAAAGAGGUCAUCGUCAUGACGACGCCCCUCAUGUACCUCUUGGCCAACACCUUUCAAGGAAGUCCCCAGCUGGCCAAGCUGGUGUUCCUGAACAACGGCAUACGGGACAUCCACGCCAAGGCCUUCGAUAACCUGACUCGGCUAGAGGAGCUGGACCUCAGCGGGAACCCGUGGUUGGAACAGCUGCUCCAGGGAACCUUCUCCAAGCAGGGCAACCUCACCAAGCUACAGCUCAACUUCAACAGGCUCAAAACUCUGCUCCCGGACACCUUCAGCUCGCUGAGGAGCCUGGAGACUCUGGAGUUGAGGGGCAACCUCAUAGCCACCCUGCCCGGGUCUCUCUUUCGCAGCCUGCAGCGUCUCGUUUUCCUAGACUUGUCCCGCAAUUGGCUGGAAGAAGUAAAGCGGGAAGAUCUGGAAGCUUUGACUGAGCUCAGAACCCUCAAGCUGAACUACAACCUUCUUAGCUGUCUCUCAGUGGAUACAUUCCACAAUGUGUCUCAACUGAAGGAGCUUCACCUAGAAGGGAACAGUUUAGCUGAGCUUCCUCGUGACGUCUUCUCGGUUCUCACCAAGUUAGAGGUGCUGAACCUCAGAGGAAACUUUCUCUCCAACUUCAGCUCGGACGUGUUUGGCAGCUUUCCCUCACGCCUGAAGGAGCUGUCGCUUAAGGGCAACGAGUUGAUUGAGCUCUCCGGCUCUUGUUUCUAUGGACUGACCUCGCUGACCUGCCUCACCUUGUCUAACAACCAGCUCUCCCAGCUUCCAUCGGACCUGUUCCAGAACCUCACAAGCCUGGAGAACCUGGACCUCUCCGAAAACCACCUUGACUCGCUUCCGGAGGAGAUCUUUAGGGACCUCCAAAGCGUCAAGGUGAUCCAGCUGCAAAAGAACAACCUGACUGAGUUGGCGGCCAAGCUGUUCGCGGACCUGCCGAUGCUGCGACAGCUGCACCUGUCAGACAACCGGCUCCAGACCCUCGCCCCGGGCCUCUUCACAUCGCUCCACUCCCAACCCGUGGUCAGACUGCAUGGCAAUCCCUGGCAGUGCGACUGCCAUGUGUCCUAUCUGCACGACUGGAUGCUCAACCACAGCCUGGACCCGGAGGAGCAGGACAAUGUGCGCUGCGGGGGCCCUGGGCCUCUGAGGGGCCGGACUAUAGCCUCCGUCGACAAGGAGCGUCUGGUGUGCCGUCUGCCCGAGAACAGGCUUAUGGCGGAUCCAGAGAAUUGCGCUUUGCGUGCCUUCAACGGCACCGUUGUGGUAAACUGCAAGGUGGACCGGUGUUCUCCCCUUAGGGUGAAGGUACAGUUUGAGGCGCAGGAUGGGACGGUGUAUGAGAAUGUGUUGCAGAGGCACUGGCAAGGGAAUAAACAAUGCAACAACAAUACAAUAUACAAUAAGACGGAGACACCCUAGAAGUAUUUCCUUUUCUCUGCACAUUUUCAUCAUUGGUACGAUGAAGCAAAAUGUAUCUGCUCCACGUGGAUUUGGUCUAUUCUCCUGCCAAACCCUGUGGCCCUGUGCUCAUAUUCGAUAUGUCAAAUGAACCUUUACCUCAACAACUGACAGCCAGGAGAUUAUCAGUCUGUUUCUGGACACAGUUGGAAGAUAAGAAAGGGUGGAUGACCCCUUUUUUCGUAAGGUUUAAGGUUCACUCUGCUAUGUUGAUAUAGACCAGGACCUUCAGUAAAGGUUAAUGAUUUACUGGAGCGUGGGCUGCAGUUAGGUGUGUUUCCACUAGAUGCCUCUGGUUCUCUGUUGGUGUUCAGUGUUAUGUCUGCCAUCAGUCCACUCUCAACAAAGAAGGACUAUUUCACUUUUCUACUCUGAAUAUUAAAGAGGCCCUCAGCAAAAAUCGAUUGCAUCUUUCUUCAUUGGUUUCAUGUUAUUAUUUCAUAAAGUUGUAUUCAAGGGGUGAGUGGCAAUGUCAAUCCAUCUUAAAUUGA